Microthlaspi erraticum is the source of this 756-nucleotide messenger RNA. The record is from the annotation of a GenBank genome assembly. Lineage: Eukaryota; Viridiplantae; Streptophyta; Magnoliopsida; Brassicales; Brassicaceae.
AUGGCGUCGUCGGAAGGAUUAGCGAGCGUUGAGCCUUGGUCAUUCCGUCAGAGCUUUAACAUCGACUCGUGGCUAAUCCCUGAUUCUUUCUCUCACGAUACUGAUUUAUUCGCUAAAGCUCUUCACAGAUCCAUCUCAACAUCUACAACCACCGAAUCUCUCCACGCCGAUCCUCUUUCUCCUUCGGCUUUCUUCGAUUCCGCCGCCGUCUCCGAUCUCUCCCCUCCUCAAACUCUCUCUAAUGUCUCCUUCGGCUCAGAUCCGGAAUUUGCCGCCGGGGGUGGCGCGAAACGGAAGCGUGGUCCUGGUGUUUCCGCUAAUCCCGGAGGUAAACCAGCGAAACGCCGAUCUAGAGUUUCCACGAAGAAGUCUCAGACGACGUUUAUCACGGCGGAUGCGGCUAAUUUCCGGCAGAUGGUUCAGCAAGUCACCGGCGCUAAGUUCAUCGGUGCUUCCCACGGCAUUUUCUCACCGAUUGUGAAGCCGGAGCCGCAUAGGCUCGCUACCAGGCUGCCACCGUGCGGGACUUUGGAUCGAUCAUCGGCGCUUCCGACGCUAGAUACGUCUUCGUUUUUGUCGAAUCAUCACCAGGAGAAUCUCGUCUCUGAUUUAGGCUCUGUUUCAGCGCCGAUGAGUUCGUUUCAUCAGUCUAACGCGGCGGCGACAGGGAAGGCGGAUGUUGGUGGUGGUGGCUCCGCCGUGGAGUUGGAUGGUUACCCGAGCUUCCCGACGCUUGAAUCGUGGAAAGUGAUGUGA